This is a messenger RNA of Hyaloscypha bicolor E, 1620 nucleotides long. RefSeq lists its product as uncharacterized. Lineage: Eukaryota; Fungi; Ascomycota; Leotiomycetes; Helotiales; Hyaloscyphaceae. Gene Ontology annotation, biological process: regulation of transcription by RNA polymerase II. The transcript is spliced from 2 exons. The record is from RefSeq and is a predicted model, not a curated record. The coding region runs from base 72 to 1466 and encodes 464 amino acids. Gene Ontology annotation, molecular function: zinc ion binding; DNA-binding transcription factor activity, RNA polymerase II-specific.
CUCGUACCUCGUUCAGAGAUUCACUCUCGCAUGCCAACAGAUACUCCACGAGUGGAUCGCACUUGAGCGGGAUGUCCAACAUCAUGCCCGUCUUCGUGGAUGGUCUGAAUGCAGAGGGCCUUAUCCGGGUGGGCAACUCGAGAGUGCACCAUAAGAAAUCUCGAACAGGCUGCCAGAGGUGCAGGUCACGUAGGGUCAAGUGCAACGAAGCGAAGCCCAUUUGCCGCAACUGUGAGCGACAUGGCGUAUGCUGCAUAUACGAUCGUUAUGAUCCCGCGACCGAGAGCCGCACCAAGUCUGGACCCAAUACUGCUAUCGAACCGCCCCAAAGUCUCGCAGAGGCAGACGAGCAUCCGGCCUCCACUCUACCCCAGCAGAAAUCCAGAGACGGGGACUCUUCUAGGUUAUGGAACGCAAAUUGUACUGAUACUCAAGAGCAGUCUCCCCGGCAUAGCCCCAGCGAACCCUCAGAGUCGAGGCGACGGCGGAUGCUGGAGCUGGAGCUAAUGCAUUUCUAUAUUACGGAGACUGGCCCGUCGAUCGCCUUUGACAAGAACACUUCUUUCGACCUGUUUGUCAAGGCGAUCCCCCGUGCCGCGCUUAAGUCAGACUCCCUGCUGUACAGUGUCUACGCAAUUGCCACCCUUCACCAGACCAAGACGACAGGAGGCGCAGACCCUUCCAUCCCCUCACCUACGGCUGUGGCCACGGCACGCGACCUUCACCAGCUCUAUCUGCAGCUAGUUUUCCAGCAUCACCACCAGGAGCUAGCACAGCUCUCGCGCGACAAUGUAGAUAUGGUAAUCAUGACCGCCAACAUCAUUCGGCUCAUUGCUUUUGUCGUGCUCUCGGAGCGCCCCCUGGAUCCUUACCUACCGCCCCUAGAGUGGCUUAGGAUAACAAAAAGUCACGCGCAAAUCUUUCGCACCGCCUGGGAUCUGGUUGGCGAUGACAGCUCCACUCAGACUGCCAGGCUCAUCCGAGCCACCCCUGUGGUGUGGGAUCACGACGAGCGCGAAGGCACCGACAAGCGCGAGGGCCUGCAGCACCUCCUUCUAGCUGGUACUAGUGUGGAUGGGUGCCGCGAGAACGAACCGGGACAGUGGGACGAUGGGGUUCGACGGGCGUACGAGUCAACUCUUAGCUACAUUGGUGGCAUUUGGCACUCGGUGCAGAAGGGCGAUCCGCUGGGCCCGAUAGGACGCCGGUUGAUGCUCUUCCCCGUGCUUGUCGACCAGCGCUUCAUUGAGCUUGUGGGCGAGGCCAAGCCACGGGCACUCGUGAUAAUGGCCCACUACUUUGCACUGGUCGUGGUCCUCAAGCCCUUCUGGCUUGUCGGGAACACUGGCCCGCGUGAGGUCAGAGCUAUUGCCGCACAAGUGCCUGCAGAUUGGCAAGGCAUGAUGGCGUUGCCCCUGCGCCUUGUCAACGAAGGUGUGGCAUAUUCCCCGGCGGCAGCGACCUAAGGGGGAAGGUAGCAAUGCUGUUUAUUCUCAAAGACGAAGUAGAUAUCUGAGGCUUGGCGAUGAUCCUGGAACGAUCCGGAUCGUUCCUAAGCGAGAUUGUACCUUAGGCCUUAAACUGCCCUAUAAUUAUAGGGAGCUUAUAGCGUACUUCCAC